UUGUUUGAUAAAAAGAAUCAAGCAGCUUGGAAAGACCUCGCUCGACAGCAACUAUCUCAUCUCAGUGGACAAUACAACAUGGGCCAUGCAGUUUUUUCCGCCUCAGGCUGGAUGCCCGACCAUCGCAACUACACCAAGCUUUCAUCCUUUUAUCGUCAACUUUACAUGUCCUGGAGAAAACUGGACGGAGGACGAGAUCUUGCCCCUCCCAAGUAUUAUGAAGAUGCUGCCGAAGAACCUCUGUGGGGAAACCACCUUAUAAAAGACCAGUCCAAUCGCCCCAUACUUCAGCCUUCACUAGCUAGAUGUCGCUUCUUCAACGUUAGAGAUAUAUGGACCAAACAACUUCCAGAUGCCAGAACGGUCGCGGCAAAAUUUUACCCUCAAGUUUUACAUGCCAUUCCGCAAUCUUGGACUAGCCUCCCCCAUCAAGAGCCCUCUUCCGAACAUAGAAUGCCACAUUGGCAGGCACGUCUCUGUUUCUUCAGCACAGCCGAUAAACCACUGCUACUGUCAGAUGCGAAUACACGUUUACUGUACCGAUGUCUCUUAUCUAAACGCAUAGACCGUCCACCGUGCCAGGAAAAAUGGGAGGCCUCAUACGAACCAAUUACGGACAAACAAUGGCUCUCACUAUGGAAUUUUCCUCAAAACAUGACGCCUUUACAAUGGGACAUAGCAUGGAAAUUUCUGCACCGGGUUCUGCCAACUAACUCAGUCCUCUAUACGGCUAAACUUGCCACAACACGUCAGUGUCCAGCGUGCCACCAGCCAGACGACACCAUUGAACAUGUAUUCAAUACUUGCCCGAUAUGGAAAGGACUCUUACGGCAAGUUUGUCUCUUAUUGAGUAGGGUAUCCUUAAAUCCACCUACGGCCCUCCACCCAUUGGAGCUGAUGAAUGAAACUGGAAACCUAAGAACUUUCUUCGUCAUUCUCAUGACCACCUAUUGGACAAAAAGAAAAACUCUUCCUCCUGUUGGAAUUAUGAACAGUUUUAAGUGGCAUCUACGUCGACAUAUACGAACUGUUUGUGCAAGAAAGUCGGACAUAUCUUUUUGGAAGCCUUUGGGACCUUUUGUAAACCUAGCUUUAGUGUAAAGAAUUUAGAUUGAUUUAGAAGUUGUACCAACUUUUAAUAAUAACAAA
Messenger RNA from Corticium candelabrum, 1149 nucleotides. RefSeq lists its product as uncharacterized. The transcript has a single exon. Lineage: Eukaryota; Metazoa; Porifera; Homoscleromorpha; Homosclerophorida; Plakinidae. The record is from RefSeq and is a predicted model, not a curated record. Bases 79 to 1101 code for a protein of 340 amino acids.